UGGAGACUGCAAAGAGGAGGAGGAGGAGGAGGGAGAGGCCACCCGCGCAGGGAGCCCAGGGCUUAGCGGCCACUCCACCACCGAUGCCCGCUGCUCCUCUCUCCUGGCCUUCCGUCCUGCCAUGUGCGGCUCCUGGGGCACAAUCCUGCUGGGGAUGAUGAUGAUGCUGCUGCUGCUCAGCACCAAGGCCAGCCCAGGCUCCUCCGAACCAGUGAAUCCCUGCUGCUCUUUCCCAUGCCAGAACAAAGGCGUGUGCGUCCGCACCGGCGUGUCCGGCUACGAGUGCGAUUGCACCCGGACCGGUUACUACGGCACCAACUGCACUGUGCCCGAAUUCUGGACGCGCCUCCAUGACGCCGUGCGGCCCUCGCCCGCCUUCUACCACUUCAUCCUGACCCAUUUCAAGUGGUUCUGGGACGUCAUCAACAACACGUUCAUCCGGGAUACCUUGAUGAGGCUGGUGCUGACCAUGCGGGCCAACCUCAUUCCCAGCCCGCCCACCUACAACUCCAGGUACGGCUACCUCAGCUGGGAGUCCUAUUCCAACCUGAGCUACUUCACCCGCGUCCUGCCGCCGGUGCCCACCGACUGCCCCACGCCCAUGGGCACCAAAGGGCCGUCGCCGCUCCCGGACCCGCAGGUCGUGGUUGAGCGUCUCCUGCUCCGCCGGACCUUCCGACCGGCCCCGCAGGGCACCAACCUGAUGUUCGCCUUCUUCGCCCAGCACUUCACCCACCAGGUCUUCAAGACCUCCGGCAAGAUGGGGCACGGCUUCACCAGGGCCCUGGGACACGGGGUGGACCUGGGACACAUUUAUGGGGACAACCUGGACCGGCAGCACCAGCUCCGGCUCUUUCGGGACGGGAUGCUCAAGUACCAGAUGGUCAAGGGGGAGAUGUACCCGCCCUCGGUGGAGGAGGCCCCGGUGCACAUGAUCUACCCGGCGCACGUCCCGCCCGAGGCCCGCCUGGCGGUGGGGCAGGAGGUCUUUGGCCUGCUCCCGGGACUCAUGAUGUUCGCCACCAUCUGGCUGCGCGAGCACAACCGGGUCGCCGCCCUCCUCAAGGACGAGCACCCCGCCUGGGACGACGAGCAGCUCUUCCAGACCGCCAGGCUCAUCCUCAUUGGGGAGACCAUCAAAAUCGUCAUCGAGGACUACGUCCAGCACCUCAGCGGCUACUACCUGCAGCUGAAGUUCGACCCGGAGCUGCUCUUUGGGGCGCAGUUCCAGUACCACAACCGCAUUGCGGUGGAGUUCAACCAGCUCUACCACUGGCACCCGCUCAUGCCGGACACCUUCCGGGUCCAGGGCCAGGAGUACAGCUACGAGCAAUUCAUUUACAACACCUCCAUGCUGACCGACUACGGCGUGGGCGCCCUGGUCGAGGCCUUCUCCAAACAACGGGCUGGCCAGAUCGGUGGGGUGCCGAACCUCCACAGAAACCUCCUGAAAGUAGCCACGGGGGCCAUUGAGGAGUCCAGGCUGCUGCGCCUCCAGCCCUUCAACGAGUACCGGAAGCGGUUCAACCUGAAGCCCUACACGUCCUUCCAAGAGCUGACAGGGGACGAGGCGUCGGCAUCUGCCUUGGAGGAGCUGUACGGCGACAUCGACGCAGUGGAGUUCUACCCGGGGAUGCUGGUGGAGAAGGCGCAGCCGCGGGCCAUCUUUGGGGAGAGCAUGGUGGAGAUCGGGGCGCCCUUCUCCCUGAAGGGCCUGCUGGGGAACCCCAUCUGCUCCCCCGAGUACUGGAAGCCCAGCACCUUCGGCGGGGAGACCGGCUUCCGGCUGGUGAAGACCACCACGUUCCGGGACCUGGUCUGCCGCAACCUCAAGGCCAAGGAGGAGAAGGAGUGUCCCUACGUGGCCUUCCAGGUCCCCGAGACGGCCCUCGAGGCGGAGGGCGCGGAGAGGAAGGAGCUGUAGGGUGGCCCUUCCUCCCAGGAAGGAGGGAAGAGAGACACACGCCCACGAGACCUGGGGAAUGCUUCCUUGGGGGACCACAACUCCCAUCAUCCCCCGGGCUGGGUCAGGAAGGACACGGCAGGCGGAACUAUGCUUGGCACAGGUUGGCUUUUCUAAUAAAGAAGGUGGUUUUGCUAAUGCUUCAA
This is a messenger RNA of Anolis carolinensis (green anole), 2109 nucleotides long. RefSeq names its product prostaglandin-endoperoxide synthase 1 (gene ptgs1). Gene Ontology annotation, cellular component: cytoplasm; neuron projection. The coding region runs from base 122 to 1924 and encodes 600 amino acids. Lineage: Eukaryota; Metazoa; Chordata; Lepidosauria; Squamata; Anolidae. Gene Ontology annotation, biological process: cyclooxygenase pathway; response to oxidative stress. The transcript has 11 exons. The record is from RefSeq and is a predicted model, not a curated record. Gene Ontology annotation, molecular function: heme binding; prostaglandin-endoperoxide synthase activity; oxidoreductase activity, acting on single donors with incorporation of molecular oxygen, incorporation of two atoms of oxygen.